Molecule: messenger RNA, 2776 nt
Organism: Nicotiana tabacum (common tobacco)
Lineage: Eukaryota; Viridiplantae; Streptophyta; Magnoliopsida; Solanales; Solanaceae
Source: RefSeq, a predicted model, not a curated record
GAGCUAUGCUAUCAGACAAAUAAUUCUAUACACCUAAUGUACUAAUUUUGUACAAUAAAAUUUUGAUCGGACGGGCCGUAAUAGAUCCAUCAAAUAGUGAACCAAAAGCUGAGAUAGCUCCACGUGUCCCUUACAUAUUUUGACUUGAUACAGGAUCUAAGUCUUUAGUUCUUGGUACUUUACCAAUUGUAUCUUUGUUCAAAUCGACCAGAACCUUCGUCUUAUUCCUUCUAACUUCUUCUUCCUUACUUAGUUUGUUGCGAGAGACUGUGAGCUGAGUAUCAAAAUUGAUUAUUAAAUUUUUAUCUUCAACAUUCCCCCUCAAGUUGGAGGGGAGAGAAGCAACCCCCAACUUGCCGAGAAUUGAGAGAUGUGAUGGCCUACACAAGGGUUUUGUGAAUAAAUCACCAAGUUGAGAUGAAGAUGGCACAAAGGAAAGAGAUAUCAAACCAGAGAGGAAUUGUUGCCGAACAAAGUGGCAGUCAAGUUCCACAUGUUUGGUCCUCUCAUGGAAAACUGGGUUCCGAUCUAUGUGGAUAGCGGCCUGGAUAUCAGAGUGAAUCGGUACCGGAAGAGAGGGAGAUGAUCCUAGAUAUUUGAGUAAUCGAGUCAACUAGGUGAUUUCAGCAACGACUCUUCUCAUGGAUCGAUAUUCUGCUUCAGCGGAAGAGAGUGAAACUAAGACCUGCCUUUUUGAUUUCCAUAAGAUAGGAGAGCCACUUCACUAAAGGGCCUUGCAACACACAUCCAAUCGCAGAAAAGAUUAGGAGAAAAUUAUUCUGCUGACACAAUCUCUGAACAGAUAUCAAAAUGAAUUUGAAACAAGGCACACAAAGAACAUUUCUUAGAAUGAUUUUAGGAUAAAUGGAUAUAUUUCCACUAAUAUAUACCUUUACUUUAUAUGAAUUAGGAAGAAUCGCAUUAACAGGAUAAGGUCAGGUUCAAAAAAAAUGGUUGAAUCAAAAGACAUGUGUUCAAAUGCUCCUUAAUCUAAGAUCUAGGAGCUACCUUUAAUGUAUGUGAAACGAGAUACUGGUUUUUUGAGUAUUUUACCAUCACAGUUGACAGCAUUAACAUUGAUUUCUUAACCUGAAGUCCAUGGUUGUCCAACUUUCACUUGUUGAAGAAGCUGAAUAAGUUGAGUGAACUGUUCUUGUGAGAGUUGAUGGUUCAUAGUGUUUCCUUCAACCGCUAUUGCGUUUUGUUCCCCUGCUUCACUCACGGAAUAAGAUGCAUUACUUUUGGAAGGUCCAUGAAACCUUUUUGACUUGGUGAAUUUGAAGUCUGCUGGAAAACCACUGGUCCUGUAGCAUUUAUCCACUGAAUGCCCAGGUUUAUUUGCAAUAAGAGCAAUGGAGAUUGUUCCUUUUUCCCUUGAAAUCAGAAUUUCCAAUUUUCUGACUUGGGGGGUUCUGAUUUGUAGCUAGGAAGGAUGAAGAAUCACCGAGGAAUUGGGAGUUGACAUAAACUUCUCUUUGCUUCUCAUCCUGCAUCAACAUGGAGUAAGCAUGUCCUAUAAUUGGCAAAGGGGAUAACAUCAAGAUGCUGCUUCUCACAGAGGCAUAAAUAUCAUUCAACCCAUGAGGAAUUUGAUAAGCCUAUCAUCUUGAAAUGACUUAGCCAUUUUGGCUUUUCCUCCGUAGUUACAGGCACAAGAACAGUUGACAUGAGUGUUCAAGGUCCUUGGCGGUCUUGGAGUAAAUCACACUAUGAGCAAUUUCUCUUGACAGAGAGUUAAGUAGCCAAGAAAUCACCAUAUCACACCUGCUCCACAACUUGAAGUCAGGUGUUUCUGGCCUAGGAGAAAGACAAGCUCCAUCAAUAAAGCCAAUCUUAUUUUUUGCAAAAAAAGCUAUGAGAAUGGACCCGCGCCAUCCUCCAUAACCUCUUCCAUCAAAAGAUGAGUUCACCAAGUUCAUUCCAGGUGAAUCAGAAGGGUGGAGGAAGUAGGGAUGACUUGGGUCUUUCAUACCAUUCCCAUUAUUUUCAGAGGUGACCGUGUUUCCAGAAGUGACAUCAGUGACCUCAGAUGUGGACACCAUUGGAGAAUGAAAGCAAAGAGAAAUUGAAAAAGAAAACGAUUAGGAUCUUCUCAGAGAGAAGUUGGGCUGAAAUAUUGUGUUUCGGUUGCACGUGCCUACAGCUUUUUUGGCCGCGAGUGGUGAUGCGCAAAUGGCUCAAUAUUAGUGCUAAGGAUUCCGAUUAUAGUGCUGACCCUGACUCUGAUUCCGGCUCCGGUUCCGAUACCGAACAAGAACUCUGUGAGUGGCCGAGGCAGUCGCGGUUGAACGAUGCCAAAGGCAUCCAAGUUGAUAUCAACGAUGCUCUUCCAAGGAUAAGAAGACGAAAGUCAGAAACAUUCAGGGCACAGUAUAUUAACACAAAAAAAUUAAGGGUAUGCGUUGGCACGUGGAAUGUUGCUGGAAAUUUUCCUUCAGAAGAUCUUGAACUUGAUAGCUGGUUGGAUGUUAAUGAGCUUGCUGACAUCUAUGUGAUUGGGAAAGCAUCUCUCUUUGUUCACGACUUCAUUGAGGAUGCAUGUCCCUUUAGAUGAUUUCAGGAAGUUAUACCAUUAAAUGCUGGCAAUAUCUUUGGUGCUGAAGAUAGCUGCCCAAUUUCAGUUUGGGAGGACAUCAUUCGCGAAAGUAUGAAUAAAGUCCCACCAGUGAAUAAGUUUAAAUCCUUUAGUGAUUCUCCUUCACCAUCAAGGUUUAAGCCAUCUGAAGACGCCCCUGAUAUAGAAGAAGAAUCGCCUUUGAAUCUGACAGUGGUAGCG